AUGAAGUCCUUCAUCGAUGUUGCUCCAACCUCGGAUUUCCCGAUUCAGAACUUGCCGUAUGGAAUUUUCUCAACACAACCAGAUGGUCCACGCCACAUCGGAGUUGCCAUUGGAGACCAGAUCCUCAACUUGGCUGAAAUUGCCGAUCUCUUUGACGGACCAGAAUUGAAAGCACACCAAGAUGUCUUCAAGAAGUGCACUUUGAAUGCCUUCAUGGCUCUUCCACGCCCAGCUUGGCUCGAAGCUCGUGCAAAAAUUCAGCAGCUUCUUUGCGAGAACUGUACAGUUCUGAGAGAUAAUGCCGAUUUGAGAAAACGUGCCUUCGUCGCUCAAUCCGCUGCCACCAUGCACCUCCCAGCCCAAAUCGGAGACUACACCGACUUCUACUCAUCCAUUUACCACGCUACCAACGUCGGAAUCAUGUUCCGUGGAAAGGAAAACGCCUUGAUGCCAAACUGGAAAUGGCUCCCAGUCGGAUACCACGGCAGAGCAUCCUCUGUGGUUGUAUCUGGAACUGACUUGAAGAGACCAGUCGGACAGACAAAGGCUCCAGAUGCCGAGGUUCCAUCAUUCGGACCAUCAAAGCUGAUGGAUUUCGAGCUCGAGAUGGCGUUCUUUGUUGGAGGACCAGAAAACACUCUCGGAACCCGUGUUCCUAUUGAGAAGGCUGAAGAUCGCAUCUUUGGAGUGGUUUUGAUGAAUGAUUGGAGUGCUCGUGACAUCCAAGCCUGGGAGUAUGUACCACUUGGUCCAUUCCUCGCCAAAUCCUUCUCCACUACCAUCUCUCCUUGGAUUGUCUCCAUUGAAGCUCUGCGUCCAUACUUUGUUGAGAACCCAGCACAAGACCCAACUCCACCUGAGUACCUUCGCCACAGCGAUCCAUUCACCCUCGAUAUCAACUUGGCUGUCACAAUCCGUCCAGAAGGAGACACUGAGGAUCACGUCGUCUGCAAAACUAACUUCAAACACUUAUACUGGACUCUCAAGCAACAACUAGCUCACCAUACCGUCAAUGGUUGCAACCUCCGUGCUGGAGACCUGUUGGGAUCCGGAACAGUCUCUGGACCAGAAGAAGGAGCCUACGGAUCUAUGCUCGAACUCUCAUGGCGUGGAGCCAAAGAAGUCCCAGUCGGAAGUGAGGUGCGCAAAUUCUUGAAGGACGGUGACGAAGUCAAUCUCUCCGGUGUGUGCGACAAGAAUGGCGUUAGAAUUGGUUUCGGAGAAUGCCGCGGAAGAAUUCGCCCAGCCGAUAUCUAA
Messenger RNA from Caenorhabditis briggsae, 1257 nucleotides. RefSeq names its product Protein CBR-FAH-1 (gene Cbr-fah-1). The transcript is spliced from 6 exons. Gene Ontology annotation, biological process: L-phenylalanine catabolic process; homogentisate catabolic process; L-tyrosine catabolic process. Gene Ontology annotation, molecular function: fumarylacetoacetase activity. The coding region runs from base 1 to 1257 and encodes 418 amino acids. The record is from RefSeq and is a predicted model, not a curated record. Lineage: Eukaryota; Metazoa; Nematoda; Chromadorea; Rhabditida; Rhabditidae.